Messenger RNA from Erigeron canadensis, 1041 nucleotides. RefSeq lists its product as uncharacterized. The transcript is spliced from 3 exons. Lineage: Eukaryota; Viridiplantae; Streptophyta; Magnoliopsida; Asterales; Asteraceae. Bases 1 to 1041 code for a protein of 346 amino acids. The record is from RefSeq and is a predicted model, not a curated record.
AUGUUUUUCUUUCCAUACAUCAUUAAGAUCGUAGCCUUAAUCUCUCCGUACUUCAUUGUCACCGUGUUUCUUUUGUUAAUUAUCACGACAACGACCUCAUUGUGUCCUAAGUUGCCACAAUUCGAACUUGGGAUCCUUCAGAGUGUCAUUCAAGAACUCAAGUUAAACGACCUAGACGGUUUUGACAUAGACAAUGUUGAUAUGUGUAACUUCGAGGAUUUUGAGAUUUAUCAAAUCGUGUUCGACGAUACAUUUUUGAUCAUGGUUUAUAAUCAAAGUGAUGAAGAUGUGAAGAUACUUGAAGUUGAUGUUGAAGAAGUUCAUGUUGAUGAAGAAAAGCCCAUCUCAAUUGUCAAGACAUACCCAAUGGAUAUUGGUUCAACAUUUAAUGAUGAUUCAUUUAUGGAUAAAUCAUGUUUUGAUCAGGACAAUGUAGUUGUAAAGGUUAGUGAUAAAUAUGUUAUUAAGGUUGAAGAAGAACAAGGUUUGGAGAAAUUGUUUGAAGAAUUGGAUAAAUUUGAAGAUUGUACAAUGGAAAGUGAAAAAACUAGUGGAGACUUGGAAGAAGAAAAGUUAUCUAUGGUGAAAAAAGUAGAAGGGGAGUAUAUGGUGAAAAAUUUAAUUGAGAAUGAUAAAAUGAGUCAAAAUUCAGGUAGGUCAAGCUCGUGGAGAUCGAAUUCUUCAAGUGUAUUAAGUAGUCAUGGGUCGAUGAGGGAAGAAAAGGAAUGGAGGAAGACGUUAGCUUGUAAGUUGUUUGAGGAACGACAUAAUUCACUAGGAGGUGAAGAAGGCAUGGAUUCGUUGUGGGAGUCUUAUGAGAAUUGUAAUUCAAAUAAACGAAACGAAACAAUGAUCACGAACAACAAAAGCAAGGAGAUGGUAAAGAAGAAUAGCAACAUUGGUGGGAGAAAGUUGAAUUUGGGAAUGAAGAAACCUAAUCUUAUGAAGAUUUCAAAGGCUCUCAAAGGCUUUGGAUGGUUGCAUCGUGUGAAGAACAAACAUGUACAUAGAGAUCUUAUGCUUAUGCAUAAUUUUCUAUAA